Triticum aestivum (bread wheat) is the source of this 3988-nucleotide messenger RNA. Its product is annotated as protein ELC-like. Gene Ontology annotation, molecular function: ubiquitin binding. Gene Ontology annotation, biological process: endosome to lysosome transport; protein transport; protein modification process. Lineage: Eukaryota; Viridiplantae; Streptophyta; Magnoliopsida; Poales; Poaceae. The record is from RefSeq and is a predicted model, not a curated record. Gene Ontology annotation, cellular component: ESCRT I complex. The coding region runs from base 124 to 1344 and encodes 406 amino acids. The transcript has 2 exons.
AUUCAUUCAUUGCAAAGGAAGCGAACCCUCCUUCCCCUUCCUGUCGUGCACUCUUCUUCCUCCUUCCCCCAAAUAUCCACAAAGAAGGCAGGAGGACCAAACCCUAGCCGCCGCCCCGAUCCGAUGGCGCCGUCCCCGUCCCCGCCGCCGCCGGCGAGCGGAGCGCAGUACGCGCACCAGUUCCUCAACACCGCCCUCUCCCAGCGGGGACCCUCGGCGCUCCCCUACGCGGAGGACGUCAAGUGGCUCAUCCGCAACCACCUCGUCGCCCUCGCCGACGCCUUCCCCUCGCUCCACCCCAAGGCGGCCCUCUUCACCCACAACGACGGCCGCGCCGCGCACCUGCUCCAGGCCGACGGCACCGUCCCCAUCCACCACGCCGGCGCCACCUACAACCUGCCCGCCGUCAUCUGGCUGCCCGAGACCUACCCGCGCUCCCCGCCCCUCGUCUUCCUCUCCCCCACCCGCGACAUGCUCAUCAAGCCCCACCACCCGCUCGUCGACCGCUCCGGCCUCGUCGCCAACGCGCCCUACCUCCGCUCCUGGGUCUUCCCCUCCUCCAACCUCCUCGACCUCGUCAGAUCCCUCUCCCACCUCUUCGGCCUCGACCCGCCGCUCUUCACCAGAUCCGUCGCAGCCCCGUCUCCCACUCCUCCUCCCGCUCAUCCUGCUCCUCCUCCCGCCGCCGCCGCCUCCCCCGCCAUGCGCCCCGAGGCCGUCUACGCCCCUGUCCCUCGCCCAUACAGGUUCCCGGCAUCGCCCCAGCUCGCCGCGCGCCAGCCGCCCACAGAGGACCCAGCCGAGGUCUUCAAGCGCAACGCCAUCUCCAAGCUCGUCGAUACCGCCUAUGCUGACGCUGCCGCUCUGCGCACCGCCCGCGAGGCCGAGGUCGACUCCCUCUUCGCUGUGCAGGCCGAGCUGCGUGGCCGGGGGGAGGCGGUGAACGACGGGGUGCGCAGGAUCACGGAGGAGAAGGAGACGCUCGAGCGUCGGCUUCAGGAUGUGGUGAUGGCCACUGACGUCAUUGAGGCCUGGGUUGCCGAGAACCGCAAGGGGGCUGCCGAUGGCACCACCGAGGUGGAGGGGGCCAUCCAGCCAGCCGACGUGCUGUCCAGGCAGAUGCUUGAGUGCACAGCUACUGAUUUGGCGCUUGAGGACACCAUCUACGCGCUUGACAAGGCUGUUCAGGAAGGAUCGGUGCCAUUCGAUGGCUACCUUAGGAGCGUGCGCGCACUUGCACGGGAGCAGUUCUUCCAGCGUGUCCUCUGCACCAAGGUUAACAAUGCGCAACAGCAGGCGCAGGUCGCUAGGAUGGCGGCACGGGCACCACAGUACGCCUCCUAGCCAAGAUGAUGGAUAGGCGAUCAAGGAUGCUUUCCUUGAGAAAAAGAAUCAUCUGUGCUAUCUCAUAUGAGUGAUCUUGCCCCCACAGUGUUCUGGAUAUACAGGUGAACAUCAUUCCUGUUUUUAUUCUUUCAGUCAUCGCACAUGUGCAGUGCAUCUUUCUGAAUAUCUAUACACAAGUUUUUUGUCAGACUUUUAGUUGUGAAAGAAUUAGGUAUAACUACAUUUUAGAAAUAUUGGAAGAUGCUCGACCUUUUUGUCUUCAGUUUGAUGGUACAGAGCGUGUUCUUUCUUUUGCCAAAUGUGUGAGGGCGAACAGAAACUGCAACAGCCCACUUGGAUAUCAGGGUAGAAAUGGUUGUGCAGAUCAAAACUGCAUGCAGGGAUAAGGAAUGAUGUGCAUAAUCGUAAAUCUGUAUGAUGGUAGGCUGCACUUUAGGACUGACAUCUCCAGUUGUUUUCAGAUCUGAUUGAUUUUCAAGUUUUUGUGCAAUAUAUCAAACAAAUGUGCAUUUACUACUCUUGCAGUCAGAAUUGAGUUGUGAGAUUUAAGCCAUCUUAAGUUGUCAGUAGAAUAUUGGUGUUUAUAGGGUAAAUGGCAGAAUUGCUUCCUGCUCCAUUGCAACUCUGGCCAACCUUAACCUGAACUUUGAAGUUUGAAGCUCCAUACAACACCUAUAGUUAGCUAAAGGCUUGAUAGACUAUGGGUCCGGGUCACUGAAUUUCAUUGUAGUCACAAGUUGAACUCUGCCAUUAAGAUAUACUCCCUCCGUCCGGAAAUACUUGUCGAAGAAAUGCAUAAAAUGAAUGUAUCUAGAACUAAAAUAUGUCUAGAUACAUCCAUUCCUACGACAAGUAUUUCCGGACAGAGGGGGUAUUUGAAAACAAGAUUUGAUAUAAUUAUUUCCAAGCUUGAUUAAAAGCAUCAACAUUCUUACAAGACUUCAGAAAUACUCCCUCCAUUCCAAAAUAAGUGUCGUGCUUUUAGUUCAAAAACCAUGACACUUAUUUUCAAACGGAGGGAGAGUAGUAAAUAAGACUCGCAUCGCCAAUUUAUGUCAAUUGUCAUGGCAUGGGGUCAUGGUGCAUGCUGAUGUUCCACUCUCGGACAGAGAGUGCAAGCACAGUGUAACAUCACAACAUUUCACAUGAUUGAAUUUCUAGAAGACCUUUGAAAUGCACUUUUCAGUUUUGAGUUGGACAUGAUGGUGGAAUCUGUUAAUGUGGCGAUUAAGUGUGUUCAGGAGCUGAUAGAAAAAGCAAGACACUUAUCAAACCAGCAUGCAUAAUGCAUUGGGUGUGUAUUGUAGUUGUCUUGUUCAAGACGGACCCAGUGUUCAGGACGUUUUUACUUGUAUGAACAGUGGUUUUAUCGGUGCGUUCAUUGGGGUUUACAAGAAGUCCCACUCAGCCAGGCCUGGACAUUUGCUGUUCCAGACGUUUUACCAGAAAAUAUAUUCCUUGGGCUUGGUACAAUUGUGCUUGAUCUGAGGCCAGCUCCACAUCUGUUUAAAUCUGUACCCAUAUCCUGACCUGAAGUAUGUGCAGAUACUGUUUUUUUUAAUUAAUCCUGUACCCCAGCCCUAAGAUUCUAAUAAUAAUUGUCUCAUUUGUCAAUCAAUUGCAAGCAUAUGGCUUCUCAUGUGGUCAUGUGGAGCUUUACAUAUUUAAGUUUAAAUGGCACCGAGGCACAGCAAUGCAUGUGUUCUUCCUUUGUUUGAGAAAAAGCGUCUAAUUUGAUGAGGAAAAAAAAUAGCCUAUUAAGAACAGAAACGGUUCAGUGCAAUGUACUCUUCAGAACAGAAACGGUGCAUGUUUGAUUUCACUUACCAUUUUCCUUGGACCCUCGCAUAGAUUUUAUGUUUGGAAAAUAGCCUAUUAAGAUUAAACUAUCAUUGUUUCACCGCAGGGCUGCAACAUUGUUCUUCUUGAAAAGUUCCAGACUAAACUGUACGUGUACUGGUAGGUUAUUUAUAUGUUAAGCUGCAUUUUCCUUAAUACUAUUACUCACAAUGUUGCAUAUCUGCAUUGCCAAACCUCUAUAUUCGAUUAACAGAUUUCCUGGUACGCCGGACUUUGGAAUGCCGCAUGAUUAAUUCCACAUUGGAACGCUGAGCAUGUGAACUUCAGCUUCUUAGUAUUUUCUCAACCUGGUCAUAUAUACUUUAUACUACCUAUGUUAGCAAACUCUCAUUUUUGAAUGGUUAUUAGUGCUGCUCUACGGAAAUAAUAGGUUGGUGCUGCAAUAGGCUUUCAGAUUAUGUCCUUAUUUGUCUAAUAUAUGCUAGAAAGAAGGAAUUUUCUGAAGAAUGCUUGAAAUGCAGAGUUCAGCAAACAAAUGACAAUUAUUUGUCCCCUUGGGAAGCUCUCACACAAUCGGGCAACUCGAUCUCUACGACGCCAAAAGAACAUCAUUUAUUGAGGAUCUGCGUCACACAGAGGAUCAGACUCAUAGGGUUACCCAGCCAAAAAACUCUGAUGAAGUAUGAGUAUUGCUUCGUCAGUGUGGUAAGCAAAGAUGAGAGUAUUGGCUCAUCAGUGUAGGAUCUGUUUCUCUAUAAACUUGGUCAAACAUAGUAAUUCUUGUCGACGAGGAUUUCUAAAGGUCAAACAUAGUAAUCUUUGACCAAGUUUAUCGAGAAAA